UUUCACCAGCUUUUCGCGCAGGAUUGGUCAGGUUUCUUUCCCUCCGUUCCUGGUAUUAGAGACGAUGGGUGGAGUCAAGUAGAUGGUAAACUACUUACUGGGUUCCUAGCUAUAUAGUACGUGUAUUGCUAUAGACUUUGGAGUCCAUAGGACCGAGAAUGGACGGGAAUGGACUCGUAGUGAAGUGACAUGACAUAACAUUAUCUCUAGAUGAUGAUGGCUGGUCAGCAUGUGAGGAUACGCCUAGUACAGUACGGACCAUUACAGCCAAAUGAAGAAAAGACUCGGCGGGCUAUUGUUGCUGUGCUGAAAAAGAAACCUCCGGAACCCACGAUGGCCACAGAACAGAUCUACACGCGAUCCUUGACAGAGGGUCUCCGUCGACUUCUGACAACCGGGGAACACAACGACGUCACAAUCCUUGUCGGCACAAAAACAUUCCAUUGCCAUCGUCUCAUCCUUGUAGCGCUAUCAUCCUACUUCGAAGCCAUGUUCAAUUCCGGAAUGAAAGAAAGUAUCAGUGGAGAAAUAAAAUUCCCCGACAUGAACGAGGACCAAUUUGAAAUGGUGCUGGGAUAUAUGUAUUCUGGCAAGAUUAAUUUGGUGACAGAAAACGCUAUGGAUAUCCUAGAUAUAGCCUCCAUAUUGCAGAUCAAGUCCCUACAAAGAAUUUGUGAGGAAUUUCUGCUUCCUCAUCUAACAAAAGAAAACUGUAUCAAGAUCUGGAAAAUUUCGGUCCUUCAUUCAUGUGAUGUUCUCAGUGAGAAAUCUUUCCAGAUGAUGGUGAAAAAUUUCCAGGACAUUUGCAAAGCUGAAGAGUUCAAUGAACUGGAAGCUAAAGAGCUUGCAACGAUACUGAAGGAGGAUGAUUUGAAUGUUGAGAGUGAAGACAAACUUUGUGACAUAGUGUUAAAGUGGAUAAAAAAAGACAAAGAUGUGCGUACAAAGGAUGUCGGACUGCUGUUUGAGAAUAUACGAUUGCCUUUCCUCAAACCGGAGUACCUUCUAAAUCUGGAGGAAGUCUACAAGUUUCUGAAGGAUGACCCAAACUGUGCCAAAUGUAUAGACUUUGCCAAAAAGUACCAUCUCCUUCCCGCACGUCAGCAAGAGAUGUAUAGCAAUCAGACGCGAUUCCGUAGCACAGCCGACUCCGAGGAAGUCCUUGUGUUACUGGGCGGAUGUCUGACUACAUCCCCGCCCUACUCAAGAUCCCUCAAAGUGCCAUGUUACAACUUCAGAAAGAGGGUGUGGUACGAGAUUGCCCCUCUGCCCUUUGACCCCGGUAUCGAGUUUGCGACAUGUACAUACAAGUCUGAUAUCUACAUAACUGGAGGUGGCUCUAUGCAGAACUGCCUUCUCAAGUACGACUACAACAAGAACAAGUGGACACAGCUAUGUACUAUGAAGAGUGGUCGACGACGACACGCCAUGGUAGCUGUCACUGGGUACCUAUAUGUUAUGGGUGGCUAUGACAACAAACUAGCAGACGGUUCACGAAUGAUUUCCAGUAUUGAACGUUACGACAUUCGCGAGGAUGCAUGGGAACAUGUUGCAGAUUUGAUCAUUCCGGUCAGUUCAUUUUCGGCUGCGGUGAUGUCGGACGUGAUUUACAUGUUCGGGGGAGAAAUGAACGACCGUAAGGAUACGUCGGUGAUUCAAUGUUAUGACACACGCUUAAUGACCACGUCAAAGAUGGUGUGUAAGAUUCUCCAUCCUUGUAAACUCACACGUGCUGUGAUAUGUGGAAAGAGGGUGUUUCUGAUCUUUUUUGAUGGACAAGUGAUGGAGUUUUCUCGGCACACGCAAGACAACACACGCGGGACGUGUCGUAUGGUAGGUCAGCUCACUGCAUUCCAGCGAAUCCACUUCGGUGUGAUCCAUUUCCAGGGGAACGUGUUGGUAUUAGGAGGGGAAAUUGACACUAACACUCUCUGUGACGAUAUGAUCAUGUUUGACCCCACAACCUCGGGUUGUAAGAAAUUACUGGACACUCUCCCCGCUCCACGAUUGAUUGACAGCUGUGUCAAAACAGCCGUUAAGAAGAAAUUUCUACAGAUCCCGGAGGAACCAGAUCCCAGAUAAUGCCAAUUGGUGGGCACUUUUCAGGAUAAUAUAUUGAUGCCAAAUCUUCAGAACAGUGAAAGCUGUUAGACAUUAUGAGAGUUCCACUGAGGAAUAUAUACACAGAUCAAUCAUUGUUUAACCCUUUCAUCCCUACUGACCAUAUUGGAUUUCAAAGAUGAAUGAAUGGCAGAGUCCACUUAAGUUUCUUAGAGUUGAAAGGUUUAAAGACAAAGAUUAAGAGAUUUCUGUCCUUGUGCCAUAAUAGUUGUCCUAUUGUUUGGGGUUUUGACAUAUGUAUUUACUAGUUUUAAAUUACCUGCAUGGUGCCAGCCUCAACAAUAUUCACUGACUAAGGAAAUUCCUGAAUUCGAAAUUUUCCAUAGGAAAUCAUUUUAAUUCAUCGAAAUUUAAGUAAAGUGUCUUAGCUGUCUACAAUGUUUUAUUUUUGAAUAGUGCUUUCCUAAUAAAAAUUUAAGUUUAGGAAUUUCUUUAAGUUAUAGAAUGUUGAUGAAACUGAGGUGAGGUAAUUACAAAAUUGCAGUAAUUUGUGUAAGAAUUAAGGUAAUACUCUUUUUAAGGGAGAUAACUCUGAUAUAAAGAAUGACAGGUUAAAGUGUGUAAGGUAGCAUGUAUUCUAAAGGGAGAUAACUGUUAUACACAUAUAUGAUAUGAGAUCAAGCACAGUUCUUUGGUAUCUCUUUAUUUUUUAGGGAUAUGUUAUAUGUUACAUAUAUGUAGCUGUAUAACAGAAUAUAUUAAGGGAAACAACUCUAGCUUAAUAACAAAAUAUUUUAAAGGGAAAGAACUCUAAUAACAAUCAUUAUCAAAAUAUUGUUGGGUUCUUUGCCAACAUUAUGAAUGUGUAUAAUAUAUUGUAAUACCUACAACUUUACUAACUGCAUUUAUAUGUUGUUGACUUUUGGUCAGGUACACUUUUGAAUUACCAUGAUUUUAACUGUAAAUGCUCCAGUAUUAUAUACAUUAAUUUUGUACAUCAUUUAAGUCAGUCGAAGCCUCAUCUAGGCUUUGUCAUAAAAUAUGCAAUGUCGUCAUGUCCUGCCACAAUGUAAACCUUCAGCUGGUCCAGUACUGCACCAGCCAAGGGUUACUUGUAGGUUGGCAGAAUAAACUACUCAGUGGUUCAUACAUGUAGUUGGUAUUUGUUCAUUAGUAACUUCCACAGGUUUGUUUUUAAUAAAUAAAAUGAAGCACAUAUAUAAAACACCCAAAAUCAAAAAGAAAAAAAAAAAUCAAAAGUAUGCAUAUCAUGAUCAAUUGGCAACAAAUUUUAUUGAUAUACUGUAAUAGGAAAGGUUGGAUUAAUCAUGACUACACUUCACCACUACAAAAUGUUCUAGGAAUCCACUGUUACAAUAGGCAAACUGCAGGUGCAUACAUCGGAAAGCCUUGUCUAAUCAUAACUGAUAGUGUAUACUUAGGUUCACAGUUGAUUUUCCAUCACAACUGACGGAUAACUGUUCUAUACAGUAGGGAACUCUAUUACAAAUAUAAUCUAUGACCAUUACACCUUGCAUUCCUUUGUGUAUUUCAUGAUUCAAAUUUCAUGACCAGGUUCGAGGAUCAAAUAUGAUAAUGUGUUUGUUUUUGGUGUAGAUCUAUCCAUAUGGGUUAUGUGCCUUUUCCCAAAAUCAAUUUGCUCAAGGUCUCUUAUCUCUGCAAUGACAUUAUAUACUUUAUAAUUUGAAAUUAUAAAAAAAAAAAAUUUUUUCAAUGUGAGUGCCAUCAGAAUGUGUUUACAAUUGCAAUUGUAGUGAUCAUGAUGUCAUUAGAACUUGUUCACAAUUGUAGUGAUGUCAUAAGAACAGGUGCACAAUUGUAAUGAUGUCAUUGGAAAAGGUACACAAUUGUAGUGAUGUCAUAAGAACAGGUGCACAAUUGUAAUGAUGUCAUUGGAAAAGGUACACAAUUGUAGUGAUGUCAUAAGAACAGGUGCACAAUUUUAAUGAUGUCAUAUAAGAACAGAGGAACAAUUGUAGUGAUGUCAUAAGAACAGGUGCACAGUUGUAGUAAUAUGUAACAUAUUACCAUCAACAUCAUUGGGGUUUUUUUUUUUUGACUGAUCAUUACUUAAGUGUGUCAAGUUCGGAUUGCUUAAGAAGUGAAAAAAUAUUGGUCAUUAAACCAUGUACAUCACUGUCAUUUAGACUUUGUUAACAAUUGAUUUUUUGGAUGUCUCUGAUGAAAAAGUUUAUUAAAUGUGGAUUUGAAUUUUCUUCUUUUUUUUUUUUUAAAUGAAUGUUUAUUUCAAAAGAUAAAUGAUAUGCAAGAAGUCUGUAAAAGUCAGAGAUCUGAAUAUGAUAAUUGAAGUGCUCAUUUUUAAAAUCAUCAUCAUUGGUCAUGUUUGUACUUUAUAGACUGACAGAGAAGUGAAGUACCCAUUGUUGGGUGUAAGUUACUCAUUGUUUACGAUGAGAUAAUUUGACGUAACUGCAGAUUGUUUUGUGGAAAACGGGGAAGUAGAUUUUGUAGGAAAUCCAGCUGGCCUGAAACAAUAAACCACUGAGGACAUAACCAGGAAAUUGGAAUUGGAGAUAUAAGUAUGUGUUAACUAUCUCCAUGGUUACCUGCCUGAAAAUACCGGGAAGUAUUUAAUUGUUUGUGUACAGGUUAGCCAUAUAUAUAGUAUAUUGUAUGACAGGGGCUUGGUAUGGAUUCUCAACUCAAUGUUCGUAUAUAUAUGUUUUAUAUUAUCACAGGGGCUUGGUACGAAUUCUCAACUCAAUGUCCAUAUAUAUGUGUUGUAAUAUCAUGUCACAGGGGCCCCCCAGGCUUGGUACGAAUUCUCAACUCAUAUCCAUAUAUAUGUGUUGUAAUAUCACAGGGGCUUGGUGUGAAUUCUCUACGGAAUUUCCACAUAUAUGUAUUAUGAUAUCACAGGGACUUGGUGUGAAUUCUCUACGGAAUUUCCACAUACAUGUAUUAUGAUAUCACAGGGACUUGGUGUGAAUUCUCUACGGAAUUUCCACAUAUAUGUAUUAUGAUAUCACAGGGACUUGGUGUGAAUUCUCUACGGAAUUUCCACAUAUAUGUAUUAUGAUAUCACAGGGACUUGGUGUGAAUUCUCUACGGAAUUUCCACAUAUAUGUAUUAUGAUAUCACAGGGACUUGGUGUGAAUUAUCUACGGAAUAUCCACAUAUAUGUAUUAACAUAUCACAGGGACUUGGUGUGAAUUCUCAACUCAAUGUCAAUGUUUUAUAGAAUAACAGGGGCACGAAAAUUCCCUGUGUUACUAUAUGAUACAUAUGUAUGGACCGUGGGCUGGCAAUUUGUGUGUACAUUGACUCUCAACCAAUGUAAGAAACAAUUUUAUAGGUUGAAAAUCCAGGGAAGAAUAAUUUGAAAGCUUAGGAAACCAAUUAAUCCUGAAGCUGGGAAUAUACAAAAUUUCAUGAAUCCUUAUGAGAUUACGGCUGGCUAUACCAGAAGUUUAUCAAAAGUAAUGAUAUCGAUGCCAAAAACCACAUUUGUUGAAAAUAUAAAAGUCUCGUUCAUGUGUAAAUGCCAGUUAUUUGGCAGCAAAAAAUAUAUUAUAAGUUUAUCUUGUAUGUAUUAGGGGAAUCCAUUAGUUGUGAAGUUCUGCAUGGAUCCUGGGUUUGAGUCCUAUUUUGUAUCAUCCUUCUCCUCCUAUUGAUCAUGUCUUGUUUGGAUUAACAAUCUCUUUAAUAUUGUGUUACUUACUUACAAAGUCCAUACUUUAUCACGGUCAAUCUGUUGACGGCUGUAAAUUCUUGGAUUUUUUUGUUAUCCACCCAAUUAUGUAAUCCAAAAUGACUAUAUAUUCAGCCAUCCUGUCACAACAAAUUAGGAUGAGGUUGAUUUGUUCAGUUUGAUUCAUCAUGAACCUUAUAAAUAAGGGUAUGACUAAGUUAGCUUUAAUUUGAUUUCUGAUCUGUUUAUAUUGUUUUAUCAAAGCUUUAAGGAUUACUUAUGUACAUUGUAUACAUAUAUAUACCUGGUAUGGUGUGUCAUGAGAAGGGAGGUAACUCUUGUUAAACCAGUAGUAAUUUUAAAACACAACUGGUUUGAAAGAGAAACAUAUUUUCCAGAAUUAAAAACAUGCUAAUUUAGGGCCCAAAUGAAGGUUUGAGAAGUUUCUGUAUUGUGUAUAUAAUUAAAAUAAUUUAUCACCUAUGUUGCAUAAUAUGAUGCAAUUUUCAGACUUUGAUUUACACAGUCAGGUAUUUUGUAGGACUCUGAAUGUGUUUACAUUGGUACCUGAUGGGAAGGUUGAAUUUGUAAUCUUAUGCAUUUACAGGAAAGGGGAGAUAACUCCAUCAAUACAGAGAAAACAUAACAUUCAAAAUUUUGCAGAGUGUCAAAAAACAAGACACUUUGAAGUCCUUCUCAUCAGAUAAUGAAAUCACGACAAUUUAGAAUGCUUCUCAUGAUCAUCGGGUAAAUAAAAACAGCAAACUUAAAAAUACUUCUUAUCAGAUUAUUUCAACCUCUCUUACCGUCAGCUGGUGUCAAAAUAUAUAUCCGUGAGAAUGUGACAUGUUCAUGUACAUUUGAGCAUGGUUUUAUUGUGUAUUUGCAUUUUUAUAGAGCGUUUGACCACAGUUUGUAUAUUAACAUUGUAUACUGAUAUGAAUGUGUAAAAACUAGUCUGGUCAUUGUUAACGCCGUCUAUAAUGUUUAUUGUUUUGCUUUGUGAAUGAGAUCACAGUGCCUUUUGUACAUAUUUCCAGUAAAUCAGGGCUAUAUAAUCUUGGGUUUUACUAAUAGUGACGAUCUUUCAAACUAUUCUUAAUUAAAGUAAAUCGUUAAAAAUAAUUUGGAAAAUAAUACUGUAAUAAUUAAAUAUUGUACACUGUACUGUGAUGGAAAAUCAUAACUUCAUCCACAUUUAUAUAUAUAAAUGGAAGAACAAAAAGAAAAUUUCCUUGAUUCAUGGUAUGUGAAUCUGGAUUGCGCUCACAUACCAAUGUUUCAUAAUUCCUUGGUAAAAUCUAUCUUUCAAAAUCAAAAUAGACGGGGAGUGGGAGAUCAAACAGUCAUGCUUGUAGUUUCAUUGCAGUUCUGUGAUGUCCAGCAGAUAGAUUCCACAAGGAAUAUAAGAGCCCGGCUGUAGGGUUCAGUAAUCAGAAGUGAAAACUGACCAUAACAACAUCUCCUUGGGUAUAUCGGUAUCGAGAUAGAUGAUUUGAUGUUUUGAUAAGUACUUCUAAGGUCCUUGUCAGAAGAAGACCUGACACAUGGGAUCAUUUUGUAUUUGGACAAAAAAUAUAUUGUUUUGUUAUAAAAUUCUCAAAUAAUUGUGCCAAUAUCAAGAGCGUACAUAUAUUUACAACUGUUUUGGUGUCUGCUUAAUUGAUCACUAUUGAUAAGCUAUUGUUUGAAAAAAUGCUAUUAUCAUAAUUUGUUUAUGCUCGUAAACAGAAUUUUUCAACAUUUUCAAAUUUCAAUUCAAGAAAAAAUUUACUUCUUGCAAUUGUCUGUCCUGUAUUUAACAAGAACCUGUCAAUAAAGAUCAUUUGCUUCUGCCUCCAAUAUAACAGAACUCAUUGUAAAAUAACCUUUAUAUAAUGGUCACCUGCCCCUUUUCUCUGCUGCUAUGAAUGUCCUUUAUCAUGAAUUAUGGACAAGUUUUGCAGUAUCAUAUACCAAAGGAUUAUAAAAAUUGUACACAGUUGAAUUGUAAAUUCAAAUAUAAGUUUAAUAAAUCAAACUUUCAUUAAAUAUACAAAUAUUUGAUGAUGAUUUUACUGUAUAAUUGUUAAAUUUCAGAGGGUUUAGGCAACCAUUUUUUGUACAUCGGUUAUCUACUUCAUUUGGUUGGAUUUUUUUUUAAUUUUUGAAAUUUUAACCAAUUUUUACAUUAGAGACAUUAGACACACAAUCUUCCAUUAUUAUACAAAUCAAAUCAAUAAUUGGAUAACAGAUAUUAACAACAGCCAAACAAUACAUUUAAACGACAAAACAAGAAAAAACACAUAAAACAUAUUGAUUUUUGCUCUAUAUUUAAUUACCUUGUGAAUAUAAAGUAAUAGAUUUGCAUCCUAAUGCUUGAUUGUGAAAGGGGCAUUCCUUCGUUUGAAUUAAGUUGAUGUCAAAAUUAAACUUACAGGUAAUCUUUACAUUAAUACAGCAAAUUUACAUUCAAGAUAAACCAAAGUUCUUUGAGUAUUAAGUCCUGAAAAUUCUUAAUUCGGCCCAAAGUAUCAUUAAUUACCGCAACGACAUACAGUAUUCUUGUACGAUACGUCUUUUUCCUACACAUUUCAGUGUUUAUUUCAUAACUUGUAGGCACAAACAAUCAUAUAAUCACCGUUCUGACAUAGAUUUUAUCGAUACAAACUGUGCAUGUUUUUGGUGUCCGAAUGACGGAAUGCCCCUUUAAAAAUUAUUGAUGCCAUUGGCAACUAACACCAUUUUAGUUAUCAGAACACUUGCACAUUCUUGCCUUGAAGGUCGUCCUAUAUUUACAGGUGUGCUAGGUCUAGGUUGGUUUACUUCUUCAAAUCUGAGAUUUACCUAUUGUCUAUCUAAUUAUCUCUCGUCUUUCUGAGUACGGCCUUAUUUUAUAUUUUUGUACACCAUGAAGAAAUUUUCCUUUAUUUGGCUAACAGACACUAUAUAUAUGUAGAUACAUUGAAAGUAGAUAUGAUAUGGAUGUCUCUUGUCAUUUGAUAUUUAAAUCAUAAAAAGCUAAUGUUAAAUAUCUUUACAAUGUAAGUGUGCUUUGGAAUUUAUUGAUACAGAUUUAAAUUUGAUCCACUGAAAGGGACCAAUGCUUGAAUGUGAUAUCUUUUUUGUGAAAAUUUGUUGCUGUUAAGCUGGAGUUUUUGGACUAAUAUUAUAUUUAUUUAAUCAAGAGGUUUUGGAGUGUUGGCAUGUGUAGUGAUCUUUAUUUUCAUUUCUUAAAUUUGGCUUGUUUCCUCAAUGCUACGUAGACUGAAAAUUGUAAACAAACCAUAUGUUUACGUAUUUAUGUUACUGUUACAAGUGAUAUACAGUGUAUAAGUAAUGAUAUGUAAGAGACGUUAUGAACGGUAUCAAUACAACGACCGAGAUUUGAAUACAGAAGGUCAUUGUUGUGACCUUAUAAGAUACCAAGAUUCUCCAUAUAAUUAUAUUAAUAUAUAUAUAUAUGUACACUUUCAUGACUAUAACCAAUUCAACGACAAAGAAUCUUUGAUACUUUCUUACAAAAAAUGAUAUACCAGGUACAGAAACUGUGACUAUUUUUCAUUAAAUUUUCAGCAGUGAAAUAUCGAAAAUAUUCAUUCUAUAAAAGUGAUACUUUUCACAAGUAAAAUAAAUAAACUUUACUGAUUUUUUUCGCUAGAAAAUAUCACUUUUUCCUGAUUUGACCUAUCAAAACACUGCUUACAAACGACAAUACGGAAAAUAAAAGCUGACCCUGAUAUGUUUUGCUCUAAAAUGUAAUAAACAGAAUAUCUAAAAGUAUCUUUAGUAAUACCAAAUAUAUUUCACUCGUACCGCAAACAUUUUGAUGUUUUUCACUGGUGCUUCGUACUCGUGAAAAAUAUCAAAAUAUUAGACCGCUGGUGAAAUAUAUUUGGUAUUACAGAAGACAUUGUUUGGUAUCCUCUAUAUAAUGUGUGACGAUAAAAGGGUAUGACAGUUUUCAUACCUUGAAUAGUACAAAGAAACUGGAUUUUUAUGGAAAUCGGUAAAUAAUAACUAUCGGUAUGAUAUUGAUGAGCUGGCGGAACAUAAACGUCAAUAUCUUAAUUACGAUUAUGACAAAAUAAUGUAUGAUUGUAUGAAUUUAGAUGUUUGAGUAUUUUGUAAAACAAGAUAUUCUCGGGGUUGAAAUGUUUCCUUGCAUCCGUUAUAUUUGUCAGCGCUUACGAUAAUGCAGAGUUCUCAUUCGAUAGUUAUAUGACAAAUAAGCUCCAGCAAUUUUUUUAUGAUAUAUAUAAAAUAUAUCUGUUUUUCAGCAUUGACAGCACUAGACGAUUUACUAUUAAAAUUAUUACAUGACCUUGUGAAUGUCACAAACAACUCUUUAAAGUAAGUCUGUAUUAUAUAGUUUAGCAUUAAGAACAUGGGUUAAAAUCUCAAAUAACUUAUUGCUAACGUGUACCACGUUUUGUGGACACAAGACGAAACUGAUGCAAGAAAUCUAAUCCUAUAAUAUUUCUUUUCUUUAAUAAGUGUUUUGCCGUUGUCGGCUGUUAAUUAACAUGUGGUUCGAGUGUUUUGGUAAGGGUCAUGUAGAUACAGUAAUUAAUACACAAAUGCAUCGUGAUCGAGUGCUGGUAUGUUGAUUUGUCAAAUAAAACACAUCAAUGAUCCAGUUG
Messenger RNA from Pecten maximus, 10356 nucleotides. RefSeq names its product kelch-like protein 6. The transcript has 2 exons. Lineage: Eukaryota; Metazoa; Mollusca; Bivalvia; Pectinida; Pectinidae. The record is from RefSeq and is a predicted model, not a curated record. Gene Ontology annotation, molecular function: protein binding. Bases 211 to 2082 code for a protein of 623 amino acids.